Molecule: messenger RNA, 1109 nt
Organism: Amaranthus tricolor (Joseph's coat)
Lineage: Eukaryota; Viridiplantae; Streptophyta; Magnoliopsida; Caryophyllales; Amaranthaceae
Product: GDSL esterase/lipase At5g45960-like
Exons: 6
Coding region: 1-1098 (365 amino acids)
Molecular function (GO): hydrolase activity, acting on ester bonds
Source: RefSeq, a predicted model, not a curated record
AUGCUGAGAAGUGAGGAUUCACGAAGAGAGAAAAAUCCAGGAAGAGAGAGAAAAAAUAGCCAAAAACAAAGCGUAAAUGUACUUCAUAGUAAUUCAUCUAUUAAAUCAAUUUUCAUAUUUGGAGAUUCAUCGGUUGAUUCAGGAAAUAAUAACAACUUAAUUACCUUUUACAAAAGUAAUCAGCACCCAUAUGGUGUUGAUUUUCCUCAACAAACUCCAACCGGAAGAUUUAGUAACGGAAGGAUUACCACUGAUUUUAUUGCUUCAUAUACAGGAAUUAAAGGAUAUGUCCCAUCUUAUUUAAACUCAAAUCUUAGUUUGGGAGAUCUUAUAACGGGAGUUAGCUUUGCAUCUGGAGGUGCGGGUUAUGAUCCUUCUACAGCUGCUAAAAAUGAGGUAAUUGAUUUAGCGAAGCAACUGCAGUACUUCGAUGAAUACAAGACAAAAGUAGAGCAAAUUAUUGGACAUGAGAGAAUGGAGAGGAUCAUUAAGCAUGCAGCAUUUGUAGUUAGUUGUGGCACAAACGAUAUCGUUUUCAGGUAUGGAACUCGGAAUACUUCGUUUCAGUUGCCUGACCACGAUGACGAAAUUUCAGCUUAUCUUCACUUUCUGUUAAGGCAAAGCAAAUUAUUCUUACAGGAUCUAAUAGAUCGUGGUGCAAAAAAGAUAUCGGUGGUAAGUCUACCGCCAGUGGGUUGCCUACCAGUAAUAAUAACACUAAAAUCAUCUAUAUUCAAACCUCGCAUUUGUGCUGAAGUUGUGUCCACACUUGCUAAAACAUUCAAUCAAAUGCUCCAACAACAAAUUAAAAUCAUGCAAGCUUCCCAACUAACUAACACAACACUCCUUUAUUGGGAUAUUUAUACACCUUUAGAAGACCAAUUCAACCAUCCUACCAAAUAUGGUUUUGAAGUUGUUGAUAGAGGAUGUUGUGGAACCGGCUUUAUAGAAGGAGCAUUGUCAUGUAACCUGUGGUCAAAUAUAUGUAAUGAUCGCUCCAAAUAUCUAUUUUGGGAUGCAAUGCAUCCAACUGAAAGAUCGUACUAUUUUUUAUUCCAGACUCUUCGUCCUCUAAUUGACUAUAUAAACAACAUUUGAUCAUAACUUGA